Molecule: messenger RNA, 872 nt
Organism: Thamnophis sirtalis
Lineage: Eukaryota; Metazoa; Chordata; Lepidosauria; Squamata; Natricidae
Source: RefSeq, a predicted model, not a curated record
GCAUCGGGCGGGCGGGGGGGAACGAACCUCCGGGGAAGCGGGUCUGCGGCAGCCAUGAUACAUUUUAUCCUGCUGUUCAGCCGACAAGGGAAAUUAAGACUUCAGAAAUGGUUUAUUACACUUCCUGAAAAGGAAAAGAAAAAAAUCACCCGAGAAAUUGUGCAGAUUAUUCUGGCUCGGAAUCAAAAAAUGAGCAGCUUUGUUGACUGGAAAGAUCUCAAGCUUGUUUACAAAAGGUAUGCUAGUUUGUAUUUCUGUUGUGCAGUAGAAGAAGAAGAUAAUGAACUCCUGACCCUAGAAGUUGUCCAUCGUUAUGUAGAGCUAUUGGACAGAUAUUUUGGCAACGUAUGUGAACUGGAUAUUAUUUUCAAUUUUGAGAAAGCAUAUUUUAUACUUGAUGAAUUUCUACUGGGCGGGGAAGUUCAAGAGACAUCCAAAAAAUCUGCGGUGAAAGCCAUAGAAGAUGGUGAUAUGUUACAAGAGACAAUGGAAGAAUAUAUGAGCAAGCCUGCCUUUUAAAUCAAAACAACAGAACCAGCUAAAGGGAUCAUGUAACAUGGCAUAACAUCUCUUAAGUGCCAGAUUUUGUUUAAAAUACACAUGUCCCAAAAUUCUAAAAGUGAUAUGUUAUCUAUGCAACUGUCAAGAUGAAGGUCAGCCACAUGCUGUCAGUAUAGCAGCAUAUGUAUAUUAUACUUCACAUGAGUUUAUUUUAAUUUAAUCUUUCUUGGCUGUCUAGAUUGAAAGUUUUAUGGAAACUCUUACUAUUGUUUUUUUUACUUCUAAGAAAUUGAUACUAGAAUCUUUGAAGGAUAUAUUUAUGACUCUGGACCAAUUUCUGAUCAAUUCAAUAUAAUUUUGUAAAAACAAAA